Molecule: messenger RNA, 5825 nt
Organism: Sesamum indicum (sesame)
Lineage: Eukaryota; Viridiplantae; Streptophyta; Magnoliopsida; Lamiales; Pedaliaceae
Source: RefSeq, a predicted model, not a curated record
ACAUUUUCGUAUCUAAAUUCUAAAACAGAGGCGCCCUCUCUGCUCAUUCUUUCAUGCCAGAUCUCUGACUUUCUUCGCUCUUUGAGAAUUUUUUUCCGGAGGAAGCGCAGAUUUGAACUGAAUUGAGGAGGAAAUUGGGGGUCAGAAGGAAUGGCGGGGCGUGCGGCGGGUGGGUUUGUGGCGCGGGCAUUCGAGUCGAUGCUCAAAGAAUGUUCUCACAAGAAGUACAAUGCUCUUCAGUCCGCAAUUCAGACGUAUUUGGACAGUGGAAAGGACUUCAAUCAGCAGUCAAACAUUGGUGAGGCUAAGCAAGUUUUGUCAGCAGCUUCAAAUCAAAGUGGUUCAUCGGUAUCUGACUCUGGUACUGAAAAAUUUGAGAUGGGAUCUGAUGAUUCAGCUAGAGCUCCAUCUGCGGCUGAGCCUACAAAAAAUACUGGGUCGGUCACAACAGUCUUGGCAAAUGCAGGUCAUACUUUAGGAGAAGCUGAGGCUGAGCUUGUUCUUAAUCCACUUAGGCUUGCUUUUGAAACAAAGAACAUGAAAGUGGUGGAGCUUGCUUUGGAUUGUCUUCAUAAACUCAUUGAGUACAAUCAUCUAGAGGGUGAUCCUGGUCUUGAUGGGGGUAAAAAUUCAAAACUAUUGACUGACAUUCUCAACAUAGUCUGCAGUGUUGUGGAUAAUUCACCACCGGACAGUACUACUCUUCAAGUAUUGAAAGUGCUUCUUACUGCCAUAGCAUCCACAAAGAUGCGAGUACAUGGUGAACUACUGGUAGGCAUCAUCAAGGUUUGCUACAAUAUUGCUCUUAAUAGCAAGAGUCCUAUAAACCAAGCAACAUCAAAGGCCAUGUUAACACAAAUGCUCAGUAUCAAUUUUAGACAAAUGGAAACUGAUGCGGUAUGCAAUAAAUUUUGCUUCUCCAAACUCUUUCUUUUGGAGGAUGGGUCAAACUUAAUGGUUGGAGAAGUGUUGUCCAGUGAUCAUAAUGAUCCAAGAAUGAUCUCAGGCAAUGUGUUAUCUAUGAAACAGAUACCUACUGAAGGAAUUCAGAAUCUUGCUGGUGGCGCCGAUGUAAAGGGCUUAGAGGCCGUUCUUCAGAAGGCUGUUGAUCUUGAAGAUGGUGGAAAGGUCACUAGAGGGACAGGUCCAGAGUGCAUGAGUCUCGAACAACGUGAUGCUCUACUUCUUUUCCAUACUCUUUGUAAGAUGAGUAUGAAGGAGGGUAAUGAUGAAUUCACUACCAAAUCACGUAUUCUAGCCCUGGAGCUUGUGCAGGGUUUACUGGAAGAUGUUGGCCACUUGUUCACAAAGAAUUUUCAAUUUAUUGAUUCAAUUAGAGCUCACCUUUCAUAUGCAAUAUUACGAGCAUCAGUGUCCCAGUCUCCUGCCCUAUUUCAGCAUGCAACAGGAAUUUUGUCAGUUCUUUUGUUGAGAUAUAGGGAAAGUUUCAAGGUUGAAAUUGGAGUCCUUUUUCCCUUGAUUGUGCUAAAAUCUUUCGAUGGAUCAGAUCUUAACCAAAAACUAAGUGUUCUUCGGAUGCUGGAGAAACUGUGCAAGGAUCCUCAGAUGCUUGUUGACUUCUACAUAAACUAUGAUUGUGAUCCUGAAGCACCAAACCUGUUUGGAAGGAUGAUUGCCACAUUAUCGAAAAUUGCUCAAGGUACUCAAAAUGUGGAUCCUAAGUCUUCUACUGCAUCCCAAAUAGGAUUAAUUAAGACAUCAUCUCUUCAGGGUCUCGUAAACGUGCUUAAAUCACUAGUGAUUUGGGAGAAGUCACAUAGAGAAUCCAGAAAGCAGAAUCAAGGAAAGGAAUCUCUUGAAGUGUAUGAUUCCCUUAGAGGUGAAUCAAAUAGUAGGGAAGAUUCACUAAGCGACUUUGAGAAGUUGAAGGCGCAUAAGUCUACCAUAGAAGAUGUUAUCUCUGAGUUCAAUCGGCAUCCCAGGAAGGGCGUGCAACAUCUGAUAUCCAGUCAGUUAGUGGAGAAAACUCCAGCUUCAGUUGCUCAGUUUCUUCUGAGUACUCCCAACUUAGACAAGGCUAUGAUUGGGGACUACUUGGGCCAGAAUGAGGAGUUCUCUAUUGCUGUUAUGCAUGCUUAUGUAGAAUCUUUGAACUUCUCUCGAAUGAAAUUUGACAUCGCAUUUCGUGAAUUCCUUAAAGGGUUUCGACUUCCAGGGGAAGCUCAAAAGAUUGAUCGCAUAAUGGAAAAGUUUGCAGAGCGCUACUGUGCAGACAAUCCUGGUCUGUUCAAGAAUGCAGACACAGCUUAUGUCCUUGCUUAUGCAAUUAUUAUGCUGAAUACGGAUGCUCACAAUCUAAUGGUGUCCUCGAAAAUGUCAAAAAGUGAUUUUAUUCACAUGAUCACCAUAAAUGUUUUCGAAGAAUCUGUUCCUCAAGAACUCUUGGAGGACAUGUACGACUCAAUUGUUAAAGAAGAAAUAGAAAUGAAAGAUGACCCUGCUGCAAAUUUGGAAAAGAGUAAGCAAAAUCCAGAAGUAGAGGAGGGAGUUCGCUAUGUCGAUAUUCUCAAUCUGGCCCUCCCCAAAAGGAGCUCUUCAACUGACUUCAAGUCUGAGAAUGAGGCAAUUAUCAGACAAAUUCAGACUGUGAUUAAGGCUCAAAGAGGAAAAAAGGGGUUCUUUUAUACUUCGCACAGGAUUGAACUUGUGCGUCCCAUGGUCGAAGCUGUAGGAUGGCCAUUACUUGCUACUUCUUCUGUUACAAUGGGUGAAGUGGGUGAAGUUGAGAACAAACCAAGGAUUAGUCUUUGCAUGGAAGGAUUCAAAGAAGGUAUAUGCAUAACACAUGUUCUAGGAAUGGACAAUAUGCGCUACGCAUUUUUGACAUCUUUGUUGAGGUUUAAUUCCUUACAUGCACCAAAAGAUAUGCGUGGCAAAAAUGUAGAGGCACUAAGCACUCUUCUUGCUUUAUGUGAUACUGAGAUAGACGCCCUUAAAGACUCUUGGUCCACCAUUCUGGAAUGUAUUUCCCGCCUUGAAUAUCUGGUCUCCUCGCCUGCUAUGACUGCAACCAUCAUGCAAGGAUCUAAUCAAAUCUCAAAGGAUGCUAUUCUUCAGUCUUUGAGAGAGCUCUCUGGAAAACCAACUGAACGAGUAUUCUUGAAUUGCCUCAAUUUACCCAGUGAAUCAGUGGUGGAGUUUUUCUCUGGCUUGUGUAGUGUAUCUGCAGAGGAAUUAAAACAGACUCCAGCUCGUGUUUUUAGCUUGCGCAAGGUCGUUGAAGUUAGCUAUUACAAUAUGGGUCGUAUACGGAUGGUUUGGGCUAGAAUAUGGUCGGUCUUGGCUAAGCAUUUCAUAUUAGCUGGGAGCCAUGAUGAUGAAGAAAUUGCUAGAUAUGCUAUAGAUUCUCUACGUCAACUUGGUAUGAAAUAUAUGGAGCGUGCUGAACUUGCAAAUUUCACUUUCCAGAAUGAUAUUUUGAAACCAUUUGUUGUUCUCAUGCGAAGCGGCAGAAAUGAAUCCAUACGAAGGCUUAUAUUGAAUUGCAUUGUUGGAGUGAUAAAAUCUAAAGUUGGAAGUAUAAAGUCCGGCUGGCGAAGUAUUUUCAUGAUUUUCACCACAGCUGCAGAUGAUGACCUGGAAGCCAUUGUUGAAAGUGCAUUUGAGAAUGUGGAACAGGUUAUCUUGGAACAGUUCGAUCAGGUUAUUGGGGAUUGCUUCAUGGACUGUGUGAACUGCCUGAUUCGGUUUGCCAAUAAUAGAAGUGCUCAAGGCAUAAGUUUGAAGGCUAUUGCUCUCCUCCGGAUAUGUGAAAAUCGUCUUGCAGAGGGCCUUAUACACGGGGGUUCUCUGAAACCUAUCGAUAUCCCAGCAGAUGGAACUCGUGAUCUGAUUGAGCAUUAUUGGUCCCCUAUGCUGGCUGGUCUUUCUGACCUGACAUCUGAUCCAAGAUCAGAAGUCAGGAAUUGUGCACUUGAGGUUUUGUUUGAUUUGCUGAAUGAGAGAGGCAACAAAUUCUCAUCUUCAUUCUGGGAGAAUAUUUUCCAUCGAGUCCUGUUUCCCAUCUUUGAUCAUGUGAGACAAGCUGGAAAAGAGAGCUCUAUAUCUUCCGGGGAUGAGUGGCUACGUAAAAGCUCCGUUCAUGCACUACAAUUGCUUUGCAACCUUUUCAACACUUUUUACAAGGAUGUAUCUUUUAUGCUGCCCCCUCUGCUCAGUUUAUUGUUAGAUUGUGCAAAGAAAACGGAUCAAACAGUAGUUUCAAUAUCUUUGGGUGCAUUAGUGCACCUCAUUGAAGUUGGAGGACACCACUUCGGUGACCAGGACUGGGAUACUUUGUUGAAAAGUAUAAAUUUGCAGGAUGUAUCUUUUAUGCUGCCCCCUCUGCUCAGUUUAUUGUUAGAUUGUGCAAAGAAAACGGAUCAAACAGUAGUUUCAAUAUCUUUGGGUGCAUUAGUGCACCUCAUUGAAGUUGGAGGACACCACUUCGGUGACCAGGACUGGGAUACUUUGUUGAAAAGUAUAAAAGAUGCUUCAUACACAACCCAACCCCUUGAGCUUCUCAACAAUCUGGGGUUCGAGAACGAUAAGCACCACAAUAUAUUGUCAGGAGACUUGGAGAUAGCAUCCAUAAAAACCAGUGUUAAUGGAAAUGCACUAAAUGACAAUCAAGAAACAUCACGUGGAGCGGAUGUGGAGGAAUCUGCAGGUAUGGCUUCACCAUCUGGAAGAGCUACAAAACCUACUGAUGGUGGAGGCCUUCAGCGGAGUCAAACAUUGGGACAAAGAAUCAUGGGAAACAUGUUUAUGAGAACUUUUACAUCGAAACCGAAGAACCUUACUUCUGACGUAAUAGCAUCAUCUUCUCCUUCCAAGAUUCCUGAUGCUACCACCGAACCUGAUACCAGAGAAGAGGAGGAAAGUCCGAUGUUGGCUACCAUUAGGAGUAAAUGCAUGACCCAGCUGUUACUUCUGGGUGUCAUUGAUGGUAUUCAGAAGAAAUACUGGGACAAGUUGAAAGCACAACAGAAAAUCACCAUGAUGGAAAUUUUAUUCUCUGUGCUGGAUUUUGCUGCAUCAUAUAACUCAUUUACCAACCUCAGAUCGCGUAUGCACCAAAUUCCGGAUGAAAGGCCGCCUUUGAAUCUUCUCCGCCAAGAGUUAUCUGGAACUUGCAUCUAUCUGGAUAUCUUGCAAAAGGCAACAGCAUCACUUAAUAGUUGUGAAGAGGACACUGUCAGAGAAGAGAAACUUGAAGGAUUAGCUGAACAAAAACUUGUAUACUUUUGUGAAAAGGUGCUGAGAGACACAUCUGAUUUUCAAUCCAGCACGGAAGAGACAACAAACAUGGAAGUUCAUCGAGUCCUAGAACUUCGGUCUCCCGUAGUUGUUAAGGUGCUGAAAAGUAUGUGCCAAAUGAACCCUCGUAUUUUCAAAAAUCACCUCAAAGAGUUGUAUCCUCCCAUCACAAAACUUGUCUGCUGUGACCAGAUGGAAAUACGUAGUGCGCUUGCAGAUCUUUUUACCAUGCAAUUGAGCAAACUGUUGCCGUAGGACUUCAGGUGUUUCUGGGCGUCAAGAGAGUUUGUAAAUUCAGAAAUGGAUGUCUUUAGUGGUCGAUUACCUGGUGAUGCAUUUACAGAAGGAUCAUUUAUUCUUUCUUAUACCGUAGUCUUUUUGUUUUCUCUGAACUUCCGUUGCUCCCAACUGUAGUCAUCUCACUUGCCAAUUAUUUGAAAUUACGACUAUAUAUAGAUACAUACAAUACACACACACACGUCCCAAAGAAUUGGAAGUAAAUGUUCUUUUAUUCCAUUCUAUUUGUAAAAUUUUUGUAGUACGAUAAAAUGCACUUUAUUUUAUGC